GUUAACUAUUUUUAAAGUUUUACAAAGAAUUUCAUAUUUAUUAAUAAUUUUUGUUAUUUUUUCAAAUCGAAUCAGAAUUAACAUCGAAAUCUAAAUUUUCGUUUUAAAGUUUUGCAAAGAAUUUCAUAUUCAUUAAUAAUUUUUGUUAUUUUUUCAAAUCGAAUCAGAAUUAACAACGAAAUCUAAAUUUUCGUCGAAAUUUCAUUCUUUUGGAGCUUCCAAAUUUGAGUAGAAAUCGAAAUUUAAGACCUUGGCUCUUGGAGAAUCUCCCAUUUGCUUGCCACGCUCUCUCGCUAUCUCAACUGUACUACAGCCACUAACGCAAUCGUCACUGUUUGCCAGAGUUGGUUUCAUAUGAUUGAGAUUCUACGAAGGCCUACAGGUUUUCGCAACACUAUCUGAAUUACGCCUGUCAUGCUCCUUAGAGGAGUUGCUGUGACUUUUCUUUCCUCAAGAAGGUUCUUCUGUAGUAACAGUGGCUAUGAUCUUGCAAGUGCUGUCACAGAAGCCAACAGGGAAAUGGAAUCACUCUUUGGCGAAUUUCCUUCAACUGGUCAUGCUGGUUCUGUCAGUAGCAACUUUAUGGAUCAAGGACCCCAGCUUAUAUCUGAAAAAUUAGGAAAAAAUGAAGUUGGGCUAACCCACAUUGGCAAUAAAGGUGAAGCCCAAAUGGUUGAUGUCUCUUCCAAAAAGAUCAGCAAGAGAACUGCCAUUGCUAGUUGCAAAGUGAUUCUCGGCAAGAAGGCAUUUGACCUGGUCUCAGCCAACCAGAUGGCCAAGGGAGAUGUCCUCACAGUGGCAAAAAUUGCUGGAAUAAAUGGAGCAAAGCAAACAAGCAGCCUUAUCCCACUAUGCCACAACAUCGGGCUGAGUCAUGUUUGUGUCAAUUUAACGCCAAAUCCUAAUGACUCUAGUAUUAAAAUAGAAGGGGAAGCUGCUUCCAUGGGAAAAACUGGGGUUGAGAUGGAAGCAAUGACAGCUGUGACUGUUGCUGGCCUGGCAGUUUAUGAUAUGUGUAAGGCUAUUUCCAAGGACAUUGAGAUUACAGAUGUGCGGCUUGAGCGCAAGACUGGUGGGAAGAGUGGAGAUUGGUUCAGGAAGGAGUGAUUGUCUUUCGAAAAGAAAGUGUAAAGCCUUGCUGGAUUAGCAUGAAGGGGGAUUUGGUAAAGUGGAGGAGGGAAGGCUAUGUGGAGAGGUGCUUUGUUUGUGGUGAUUUGGUGCAUUUGAUUGACGUUCUGCUACUCUUGUUAAAUUGGUAUGAUGGAGGGCGGUGCUUUUGGUAUGGGUUUGGUGUUCUGAGAAUGGCCUUUUUAAAGGAGUUUCUUUGGCUAAUCUGCACAUUGAUUAUACAAGAUAUGGUUUCUUCUUUUGUCUUUCUUUUGUUUUGGUUCCAUUGUUUUUUUUUUUAAUAAAUGGAGGUUGCUUUAUAUUAUUUUUUGUAUCUAUAUAUUUUCUCUUCUUUCCUAAUAUACUUCUUUGGUUUUUUGAAAAAAAGAAUAGUAAAGUCCUUAUCCGCCUUUUCUUGGUUUAUAA
Molecule: messenger RNA, 1533 nt
Organism: Malania oleifera
Lineage: Eukaryota; Viridiplantae; Streptophyta; Magnoliopsida; Santalales; Ximeniaceae
Product: cyclic pyranopterin monophosphate synthase, mitochondrial
Exons: 4
Coding region: 415-1107 (230 amino acids)
Biological process (GO): Mo-molybdopterin cofactor biosynthetic process
Source: RefSeq, a predicted model, not a curated record